Messenger RNA from Mycena citricolor, 302 nucleotides. Lineage: Eukaryota; Fungi; Basidiomycota; Agaricomycetes; Agaricales; Mycenaceae. The record is from the annotation of a GenBank genome assembly.
GAAAAUCGCCGCAGGUCUGCCUGGUCUUCUCAGAACCUUGUCUUGUCGGGUGCUUUUACGCAACUGCGUCUGCCGUUUACCCAUUCGGCCCGCUUUGCACGCCUAAAAGAGCCUGCACGCGCCGCCACUGUGGAACGCAUACGUCUGAAUGUAUUUGCCAGCUGAAACACCUAUCCUCAUUGUCGGCGCUGGGCCGUGCGGGAUGGCAGCGGCACUCUCGCUGUACCACCAAGGCAUCAAGGAUGUGGUCGUCGUGGACGCCACUGAGCCGGGUAAGAACGCGUCGCGUGCCAUGGUGAUCC